UUGGCGGAAAAUUCAAAACAUGGCGGACUUGGAACGAACCUUAGAAGUUUUUGCAAAAUUAACCUUACAGAACUUUACAAAUGAUUGGGUAAAAUCUAUAUGGGAUAAUGACUUCACAGAAAUAGAUCCUUUAGACCUUGCUGUAGAGGGUGAAUUAGAAGAUAAUGGAUAUCAUACAGUUACGUUUAGGAUACUUCAGACUGUUUUUGAAGACUGGAAGUCAAAUAAAGAAGGAAAAGACGGAGAAGGAUUCUGGAGCGUUCUGGUUGAAAAUGAUAUUUCACACAAAAGUUUGAUAGCAUUGUUUGCAUAUUUGAUGGAAAUAGGGAAUAAGAAAACAUCAGGUUCCACAAAAAAAGAAGCAGGAAUUUUAUCUGCAUCAUGUUACAUCAAGAUGCUGAGUAUACCAGGAAGUAUAGCUUUCAAGGUGUUUCAUCCAGUUUUAUAUGAAAAGGCUGUAGAUAUAAUCAAAACCAUCAAUACUUUAGGAGCUGGUAGUAAAAGAAAGAGAAGUGUAUCACCAGCACCAAGCCAGAAAGGUAAAAGAGGCAGAGGAAAUAAAACCAGAAACCAGGAUCCUACUCUUAACCUUCAGGAUUUUGGAAGUGAUGAUGAUGAGAGUAUAGAGGAACUGGCUCCACAAGAAAUCUCAGGAUUCAGAAAAUUGUUAGAAGCUUUGUUAAAGGAUUUGAUAAGUUUGUUAGAGACCACCUCCCUACGCCAGUCUGAAUCAUCAGCCUAUCACACUGUCCAGAUCCUAGCCACACUCACCAGACAGGACACAGAUACAUAUGAUGGAAAGUUUGAUCAAGGGACAAUUCAGAGGUUGUCACUGCCAGGACUUGCUUAUAGGGGAUUAAGUCUUCUGUGUAAACCACUACAUGGACAUGUUGGGUCAUUGGUAAAUGCUACCUGUAAAUAUCUGUUGCCUAAUCUUCUUAUGUUGAUUGGUGAUAAUAAAGUUGCUGCCGCAUCUGUACCUAAACACAUUCAGGUGACAAAAGACCAUGCUAUGUACUUUAUAAGUUCCUUAUUGAAGACUGAAGAAAGAUCAGUUAACACGGUGAAGACUCUCCUCCAACAUAUGUGUACAAAGGUUCCUGAUAAAGCUGAAUACAGAGGGAAGGUAGCACAGUCUGUCGUCACAAUAUUACAGGAACUACCAAACACAGCUUAUGGUCAUAUGGUGGAAUGGUUUUAUAAACUCUCUAAACAUUCUAAGAUAAACAACCGAGCCUUUGCUAUGGAGGUUGUCCUGAGUUUAUUAUCCACACCAGAGAGACAACCUGAUGAGCACAGGACACCAGAGACAGCUGUUUUUAUCAAGCACACCUCAUUACUUGGAAUAUUGUUAGCUAGAUGUUCUGAUGCUGCUCCUACUGUAAGAACCAGAGCCAUAUCAUCAUUUUCAACAUGUUUCUUGUCAAAAGACAGAGUUAUAAAAGAAACCUUACAAGAUAUUGUGACACCUAGAAGUAGACUAAGGGAACAUGCCCCUCCACACCUUAUACCAACACCUGCCAUGGACGUCAGGACACAAUCUGCUACUGAUGACAAUAACACAACAAACAAUGCAGAGAAGACAGCAGAGAACAUCCAAGGUCCAGCUGUAGAAGAUCAGACACCAAUGAAUGCCAACCAACCACCUGGUCCUGGGAAAACACCUUUCCAUGGAGUUUAUCUCACACCAUUUAAUCCAAACAUGCCUGAUGAUGAUGGUGUCACCUCCAUGUUUAGACGCAGAGCAAAAGAUCCUAAAGUUAAUGUCAGAAAGGCUGCAUUACAUGCAUUAGAGAAUAUCAUAAGAUUUCAAUGCCCUGAUUACAGUAGACAAGAUUUAGAUGUUUUAGUAGAAAGAUGUCGAGAUCCAGCUCUGUCUGUAAGGAAACAGUCUAUGCAGUCAUUGACAGAUUUAUUACUGGACUUUCCUACAGAAAAACCAUUACAGAAAUCCUGGUUAGAAGGAGUGAUGCCCCUAGUUAUAGACAGAGAGACAACCCUACAAGAGAAAUGUAUGGACCAGUUAGAAGAGAUCAUAUUACACAAUAUUGUACCUCUGAAAAGGAUGACUAAUGAAUCACACAGACUUGCCUGGGAUGUCCUCAAUAUAAUGACUCGUUCUGAGUCAGUAGAUCUAAGGAAAUAUUUACAGAAAGCAUGUCGACAUUGGUCUAGACAGGGAAAGAUUAAAGCCACUCUGAUUUCCAAUUUACAGACUCAUGUGAACACAGAUAACAACGAAGUAGCUUGGAUGUUACUGGCUGAGUUAGCACCAGCUGUUCCUAAGAUGUGUCAUGGUUUUGUGAUAGAGUACUGGGAGCAACAAGCUCAUACAUCUGAUGAGACAGACUAUAGCACUCUACAGAGAGUUCUCUCAGUGAUGGCAUGUUCUGCUAAAUUUUUCCCUGAAGAUAAAAGAGAUAGACUUAUUGAUUACUUAAGGAACAGAUUAUUACAGUUUAAUUCUCCCCCAGAACUGAUAUCCAUCACCAUAGAAACACUCUCUAAGUUGUGUGAAAGUAAAGCUGAAGCAACAAACAAAAGAUCUGAGAAAGAUGCCUGGUGUGUCGACUUACUGAAGGCUUGUGAUACCUACCUGUCCCAUGUUAUAUUAGAAGAAUAUGUUGAUCCAAUAAAUGAGGAUAUGGUAGUACGACACUUGUUUACAUUGGGAGAGAUAGCACAGAUAUGUCCCGCAAAAACACCAAAGAGAAUCUUCCUUAUUGUACAGAGUAUGAUUGCUGCUCCCUGUAUCUCAGCUCCAGCUUCACAUGGAUCAGUUAACAUAUCCAGUGGUUCCACAGAAAGUUCAGAGAAUUCAGAGAAGACUACAAGAGCUUCCAGUAGAGCCUCGACAAGAACUUCUACAGGCUCUGUGGGCUCUACUGAGGAUCAUACAGAUUUAACACAGAAAACACAGUUACGAUUCUCCCAGCAGACUCAGGGUUUCUCACAGAUACAACUUACUCAAGCAUUCUCACAGUUCCAAGGAUCAAAGAUGUCUAAUAGGAUCAGAGCUUUUGCUUUCAUUGCUCUCGGUAAACUGUGUCUUCAGAAUCCAGACUUGGCAAAGAAAUGUGUUGCUGCUUUAGCAAGAGAACUAGAAACUUGCAAGGACCCUACAAUACGUAAUAAUGUAGUCAUUAUAAUGUGUGAUCUAUGUGUCAGGUACACCACCACAGCUGAUAGAUAUGUAUCUAAUAUUGCUGCUUGUCUAAAAGAUGAAUCUCCAUUGGUUAGGAAACAGACACUAACACUGUUUACAAGGUUACUUCAGGAAGAUUUCUUGAAAUGGAAAGGAGUAUUGUUCUUCAGAUUCAUAAUGACAUUACUGGAUUCUAAUAAAGAGAUAGCAGAUUUUGCUGAGUUCUGUCUGGUUCAUUUAUUGAUGCAGAGGCACCCCACCAUGUUCUUCCAACAUUUUUUAGAAUGUAUAUUUCAUUUUAAUGCCUAUGAAGAUCAUGCAACUUUCAACAAGUUUCCACAAAAUGAGAAAGAGAAGAGAAUGUUUUGUUUGAAUGGGGAUCAUAAUGCCAGUAAAAGAUUAAAGCUAUAUUUGUUUAUGUUGGAGUAUAUGACUGAUGAACACAGAUUUCAGAUGACUGCCAAAAUGGCACAAGAGAUACUUGGAGGUGUUGUUGAUGGAAUUAUACCACUGAAUGAUAAAAGCAGUGUGUUACUGAAGGAUACAUUAGCUAUACUUAGUAGUAAGGAAAUUAAACUAUCUUCAUUACGUGCCAAACCACAGGAUGAGAUGGCUGGUGACGAUGAAGAAAGAGCUGCUGUGGUCAUGGCUGUUGCCAAAAAGACAUUAAUCACACAGGUUGUGAAAAAAAAUGUGAUAGAAAACAUUGUGCCAAUUGUUGUCUCCCUUAAACACAUGUUAGAACAACAAAGAUCUCCAGUAUUGAAAGACCUGAUGAUGUAUCUUAGAGAACUGCUGAAAGAUUAUAAAAAUGAAGUACAAGAGAUUUUAUCAGCAGAUAAACAGUUAGCCACUGAGAUUGAGUUUGACUUAAGAAAGUUUGAAGAACAAGAGGAAGAGACAGAAAGACAGAGGAAUGCAACAAUAGUUCAGGCUACAUCCCAUCCAGGAAGUCCACAGGUUUCAUCUAAACCAACCACCCCAUCUGGAUCUAAACCAGGAACUCCUUCAUCAUCUAAACUUUGUUCCCCAAGAUUACCAAUCCAUGGAGGUUCUCCUAGAUUGGAGAACCAUAAAGGUUCACCUAGACCUGGGUCAUCAACAAGGAAAGUACAAAAAGGUGGUUCUAAACAAGUAUCAGACCAUGAUGGAUCUGUCAUGGGUCCACCUGCAGUCCAAGUUACAGGUGCUACUCCUAUGAAGACACCUGCUAGGGAAGCCUCGCUUUCUACAUUAGCAAUCCUUAAUUCUGCUAGGAAGGCAUUCGAGAGAGCUCAGAAUAUUCAUGACAGUCUAUCAAAGAGUUCCACAGAAGAACCAGCAUCAGCUGAGGCACUGACCUUCGAAUCACCAGCUCUGAAGAAAAGUUCCAAACGCAAAUCUAUUUUGAAAGAAAAGAAAAAGAGUCAUGAUGAUGAAGAAGAAGAUGAGAGUCCACAUCUUGGAGUCAGGUUUGCAGAAGGGGUAAAGGACAAAGCCACCCCUCCCAGGGCCCUCAGAGGUAACAGGGCGAUAAGCACACCCUCAGCCUUUUAUCAUGAUGACGGCGUAUUGAACAACAUAACUUUCCAUGCUGAUCAAAAUGUAACACUCAUACCACCAUCACCAAUCCCAACCUGUAUGCCUAUCAGAGUAUUCGGUGAUGCUUCAGAUGAAAAUGCCACUCCUGGAACACCUCAAAAAGUAGCACAGGGUAGUAAAGAUACAGUUUACAUGUUCUCUCCAGAUAAACCGUUACCACGACCCAGGAAAUGGAAUAUCAAAUCACCUGCUCCAAGUAGAGGUGUUGUCAAAAAAGAGUCAUCUGAAAAUGAAGAUCCCAGUGAUGAAAAUGAGGCUGCAGAAAACACAGAAAAAACAAAUAAACAACAGACAAAACCAAGAAGUAAAACAAGACGAAGUGCUCGCUUGAGUAAAUCAUGAAUAUAUUGAGUUUUAAUAGUUAAAUCUGCAUACUGUAUAGAUACAAAAAAACAUGCUUUUAUCAUGUAUUAUAUAUUCUGCUAAAAAAAGAUUAAUUGCAUGCUUAAUGUGAUAAAAUGAAAUGAAAACUAUUUUUUUUUGUGAAAAUACCUAUAAUUGUUUACUUUUUACACAUAGUAACUUGGAUGGAAAGUUUUCUCAAUUGCACCCAUACCACAUCUUCUUAUUUUUAAGUAUAUACAGUGCUAUAUAUUUAAAGAUUUGUUUCUUAAGUUUGAAACUAAAAUAAGACUACCUUUGUUGUAAAUACACAGAAUUGAAAUAACAGAAUGCUAAUAAAUUUUCUGAUAUAAAAUAAAUAUCACAAAAUGCAUGUAUUUUUAACAUUUUUUUCUGAACAAAAAGUAGACUAUAAAUAAAGUCCAUCACAUCACUUCUUAAAGUAUCACUGUUGGAUCAAACUUCUGAUUACAUACUUCUGGUUAACUUUGCUAAAACUUCAAAUGCAGUAUUUAUUCCAAUUAAUGAAGAAGAAAAAAAUACAUGCCAGCUUAAAAAAACAAAUGUAACCAUAUUUGUAGUGGUGAAGGUUUUCACAUCAUCAUCCUUUUAGUCUUUAGAAGAUAAUUGUCUCAUUUGUAUUUAUACCAUAUCUCUUUGCUAUAUAUUGAUUACAUGUUUCACACUAAUACUACUAAGGUACCUAGUUUUCAUUGCUAAAAAGUGAACCGUUACUGUAAAUUUAGAAAUUAUUGCGAUGUUUUUGUUAUUGCGAAAAAUGCGACAAGGUUAUUAUCGCAAUAAAUUAAACCUGCAUUUUAAAAUGGUUUACAUGAAUUAAACAGGACUUUUCUCAAAAUUGCAAAAAUAAAAAUCGCAUUUUUGUGUAAAUGACAAAAUUACAAUAAUAAAUGCAUGCAAUAAUUUCUGAAUUUACAUCAUUUGAAGGUUUUUUGCUUGUUAAUUAUUUAUCUUUUAGUUGGAGAUAAUGAGAAAUUUCCAAGGUAUUUUUAAUUCUCAAUAUAUAUACUCAAAUAAUAUAAUUUUGUGUAUAAACAUUGUUUUUAUUCAUCUGUAAUACCCUGUAAAUUUACGUAGAAAAUAUGUAUGAUCAUGUAAAAAUUGUGAAAAAUACAAAAAAAAGCCAA
Messenger RNA from Mytilus trossulus (common blue mussel), 6216 nucleotides. Its product is annotated as condensin-2 complex subunit D3-L-like. Lineage: Eukaryota; Metazoa; Mollusca; Bivalvia; Mytilida; Mytilidae. Gene Ontology annotation, molecular function: histone binding. Gene Ontology annotation, biological process: mitotic chromosome condensation; meiotic chromosome condensation. The record is from RefSeq and is a predicted model, not a curated record. Gene Ontology annotation, cellular component: condensin complex; condensed chromosome, centromeric region. The coding region runs from base 20 to 5068 and encodes 1682 amino acids. The transcript has 46 exons.